Messenger RNA from Anastrepha ludens (Mexican fruit fly), 1985 nucleotides. RefSeq names its product dynein regulatory complex subunit 4 (gene Gas8). Gene Ontology annotation, molecular function: microtubule binding; small GTPase binding. Gene Ontology annotation, biological process: cell motility. The record is from RefSeq and is a predicted model, not a curated record. The coding region runs from base 414 to 1847 and encodes 477 amino acids. Gene Ontology annotation, cellular component: Golgi apparatus; microtubule; motile cilium. The transcript is spliced from 5 exons. Lineage: Eukaryota; Metazoa; Arthropoda; Insecta; Diptera; Tephritidae.
UCAAAUCGAACAGCUGCGAUGAAAUAUUGAAAAAUAAACUACAACUGCUUGGAUACCAAUUUGUUUACCACUGUUAACUUCCACAAACAAUUACGAAAAGUCAAAUAGUGGGAAAAAAUGUAUUUUCUAUUUUGAUAAACCAUUUUUGAAACUUCGAAAAAUUUAUAAAAAUAUGAUAAAUAAUUUCUAAAAAAGCUGCUUUGUAAGCAUAUAUAAAUACAACGAUUGUUAGAAAGUAUCUACGAAAUAUUCGAAUACGAAUCAGCAAAAAAUUACAUACUAAAAAAUUUCACAUAAACCGAAAAAGACAGUUUUAGCGAAAUCGAGAAAGGAUUUGGAAAAUUUUCAAUACAAAAAACAAAGCUUGAAGACAGCAAAAGAAACCAGUAAACGUACAAAGAAAGUGAUACAAAAUGCCGCCAAAAAAAGGAAAAGGGAAGAAGGGCAAGAAGGCGCCAAUGUUAAUUGAUGGCGUGGACACGUCCACCAUGACGCGAGACCAGCUGGAGCAAUUUGCGCUCAAACUAAAAGAGGAGAUGGAACGUGAACGUGAAGAGAGAAACUUCUUUCAACUGGAACGCGAUAAAAUACGCACAUUCUGGGAAAUUACGAGAGGACAAUUGGAGGAGACUCGCUUUGAGGUGCGUAACAAGGAUCAUGAGGUGGAAAUGGCGCAGGAGUUGGCUGAUGUUGAUACCAAACACAUUAUGCAACAAAUGAAACACCUGCAAUAUGAGAAUCAGAACAAAAUUGGCGAAAUACGCGCUGAGGCGAUGACACAAUUGAAGUUAUCACAAGAGUAUCAUGAUGUACAGGAGCAAGAGUUGCUAAAGGAUAAACGCGAAUUGCGGCGAUUGCUACGCGAACGGGAGGAAACGCAUGAACUACAAACACAACAGCUGAAGAUGAAGCAUAACGAUGAAAUGGCCGAAGCGCGCAUUCAAUUCCAACGAGAAGCAAAAGACAUGGAUCUUUUGCACGAAGAGAAGAUGAAGGCACUGAGAAACGAAAUAGAGCUGGUAUAUCGCAUGCAAAUGUUCGAAGUGGAGGAACGUAAAAACACACAGAUUCAACGAUUGAUUGAUAGUCACGAUACAGCAUUUAACGACAUGAAGAACUACUACAACGACAUCACACUAAACAAUUUGGGUUUGAUUAGCAGCUUGAAGGAUCAACUUGAAGUGUUGCGCAAACAAUCGGAGCGCAGUGAGCGCACCGCUACCGAAGUACUCGCAGAGAAUCGCAAACUUAAAGAACCACUAGAUGCAGCUCAAGCCGAACUUGCCGACUUGCGUCGCAAAAUGGAGCACUUUGAACGCGAUCGCAAUCAGUUGGCACGACUUAAAUCACGCAACACUUACAUUGAGAAACAAUUAAAGUCGCUAACGUGGGAAACAGAGACACUGCUGCUGCGAAAUGACACGCUGAAAAAGGAACGCGAAGAGCUCAAAGCGAAAUUCGAUGAAGUUGUUAUGGAGUUGCAACAAAAGACGGGUCUGAAGAAUGUGCUGCUCGAACGCAAGGUCAGCAUGAUGGAGCGCGAAAGUGAGAAACGUGAUAUGUUGCUGAAGAAGAUACAAUCCAUGUGCGGCGCUACCGGAGAUGCAAAACAAAGUCUGGAGAAGCAAAUCAAUUCGGUACUUGAUGAGAAGAACCAAUUAAUCGAUGAUCUACGAUACGAGCUGGUGCGCGUCGUUAAAGCGCACGACGACCUGCUCGGCACAUACGAAUCGAAGCUGCUGCAAUUUGGCAUACCGCAAGACGAAUUGGGCUUCGAGCCGUUGCGCUUGUCGGAGAAGCAUCGUUAUUUAUGCGGCCCAGCUGGCCUGGUGACCAAGAAUCAAUGAAAUAUGCCUGCCAACAUGCUGACUCGUCUACAUCGCGCUUAUCGGUUUGGUUAUUGUGAUUUUCCCCUUUUCUUUUUUUGCUUUUCACUACAUUCACUGCUUUAAGUUGGCAUUAAUACAAGAGGCUAAUGGACUGUA